AUGACAGUCUCCAACACCGUUACAACAGCUACUCUUGGAAAGGGAGGUCCAGUAGUGAAUCGUCUUGGAUUUGGUGCUAUGGGCAUGUCUCAAUCGUACGGCGCUUUUGAUGAUGAGGAAUCUAUCGCAGUCCUUAACCGUGCCAUCGAUCUCGGCUGCAACUUUUUCGACACUUCAGACGUAUACGGCUUUGGAGCGAACGAAAAACUCUUGUCCAAAGUGCUCAAAACCAGACGCAAUGAAAUCUUCUUGUGCAGUAAAUUCGCAUUCCAGAGAACUGACACUGGAAUCACCAUCAACGGGACUCCUGAAUAUGUCAAGAAGGCGUGUGCCGCUUCGCUUGAACGUCUUGGCAUCGAUUCGAUAGAUCUUUACUACCAGCAUCGUGUAGAUCCAAACACACCUAUCGAAGACACAAUGAAAGCCCUCAAAGAUCUUGUCGAAGAAGGCAAAAUCAAGCAUAUCGGACUGAGUGAAUGCUCUGCAGAAACUUUACGCAAGGCCUACGUUAUUCACCCUGUUGCUGCUGUCCAAGUUGAAUUUUCACCAUGGACACUCGAUAUCGAAACAAACGGACUGUUGGACGCCUGCCGAGAACUGGGAGUUAGUAUUGUUGCUUACAGUCCACUCGGACGUGGAUUCUUGACUGGGAGGUUCAAAUCCAUUGACGAUUUCGAAGAAGGAGAUAACCGUCGCAACCAUCCGCGAUUCCAGGGAGAGAACUUCCAAAAGAACUUAGAAAUCGUGCAAAAGAUCGAAGAACUGGCUGAAAAGAAGAAAACCACUCCAUCAGCACUUUGUUUAGCAUGGGUACUCGCUCAGGGCGAAGACUUCAUCACCAUACCUGGAACCAAACGUGUCAAGUACCUUGAAGAGAACUUGAAGGCCUUGGAUGUCACCAUUACAAAUGAAGAUGAUAAAGCUAUCCGAGAUAUUGUUGCUUCGCUUGGCGGAGCCUCAGGAAAUAGAUAUCCGGAAGCCAUGAUGGCAGCGCUCAAUAAGUGA
Molecule: messenger RNA, 1005 nt
Organism: Synchytrium microbalum
Lineage: Eukaryota; Fungi; Chytridiomycota; Chytridiomycetes; Synchytriales; Synchytriaceae
Exons: 10
Coding region: 1-1005 (334 amino acids)
Cellular component (GO): cytoplasm
Source: RefSeq, a predicted model, not a curated record